UAAAGGGCAAUUGUCGCAUUAUUUGUUGCAAGAGAAAUAUAUUUUUCAGCCAUGGACGUUCCUCUUGCCACCCUAGCGAAGCAAAUAAGCAUUGAGCAAAGAUUUAAUUGUGUGAUUUGCCUUUGUGCACGUUUUAAAAUGGUUUAUGGGCGAUGUCAACAUAGAAUUUGCACGCAAUGUGCUUAUGGUUCAAGCGAUGACCUUCGCGUUCAAUUUCAGCGCUGCCCUUCGUGUCAACAAGAAGACGUCUUUCCUGAUAAAAAGCCUACCAUUCCUGAAGACAAUAUUCAACUGCAGAAGCUGCUCGGCGUAACGGCUUGUCAGAAUAAUGGUUGUACACAAGAAUUCUGGUCUUGGGAGAAAUUAGAGCAUGAAUUAAAUUGCCGUUUUAAACAUUCAUCUGGCAAAAAGAGUCGCACCAUACAGGAAAACCAGAGUGGAAAAUCACCAACCAGCAAAUUGAAAGGACAACAAGAUGAAGAGAUGCUAAAAAGAACCUAUCCUCUUCGAUCGAAAAGGAAUCUUCGCCAAAGAUCCCGUAUAAAUACUACCACCAGUUGAUGAGCAAAUGAAAUAUCUCAUUGAAUGAAAUGUAUAAUUUAUUUGUAUAUAUGUAUUUAAUUGUUGUAAAUGUACUUAUAACAUUUAUAUAAUUCUAAAAAGUGAUGUACAUAAAUAUGAUAAGCUUAAUUUGGAGAU
Messenger RNA from Dendronephthya gigantea, 699 nucleotides. Its product is annotated as TNF receptor-associated factor 6-like. The coding region runs from base 52 to 561 and encodes 169 amino acids. The record is from RefSeq and is a predicted model, not a curated record. The transcript is spliced from 3 exons. NCBI's taxonomy places the organism in Eukaryota, Metazoa, Cnidaria, Anthozoa, Malacalcyonacea, Nephtheidae.